This is a messenger RNA of Perca flavescens (yellow perch), 2031 nucleotides long. RefSeq names its product nacht, lrr and pyd domains-containing protein 1b-like. Lineage: Eukaryota; Metazoa; Chordata; Actinopteri; Perciformes; Percidae. The record is from RefSeq and is a predicted model, not a curated record. Bases 224 to 1432 code for a protein of 402 amino acids. The transcript is spliced from 11 exons.
GCCCGUCUACGUCUUAUUAGAAAUUCUUUGGCAUACUUCGACUGGAGUCUUAAUUUCACCUAAACUAUAAACGGUUUUAUAGUCACAACAUUUGGCCGGACUUCACUUAUGACAGCUGAAGCUACAAGCUGUUUUAAAGCGGCACAGGGAGACACUGCAGAGGCACUGAACUGGGAUCCACUGAGGAGGGACUCUACCCCUGACAUAAAUUAUUGUCCUCUACAUGACUGACAUGAAACUUCAACCUGAAGUAAACAGUCCAGAUGCAGAUGAGGCUCCAACUUACAGCCUACAGUCUGAAUCAGGGAACUUUGAAUGCAGUGUCUCUGGCUUGCGCUGGGUCUGUAAGGAGACGAUCAGCUUUAAGUACCAGUUUUGCUCUUGGGAAGGAAUUAUGGAGAGGAUGGAAAGCCUACAAUACAUACCUGCAGGUCCCCUUAUGGACAUCACAGUCAUUGCUGGGAAGUUAGAUGAAGCAUACCUGCCGCACUGGAUCUGCAUAGAUGACAACCCUAAAAUAUUAGACAAGUUUGCAGUCCUGCAUAUAGAUGACUGUGGAGAUGUUGUGGAAAAAGUGUCUGAAGUCACAUCGUCCCACGUCAAGCUGUCUGAACCCGUUUUCUCUCCAAGAGCGGUUCUGAUGAAAAUGGGCUUGCCUGUGAAAAUAGGCUGUCAAGUGUUAAUAUACUACAUACCCAACACAUCAUUCCUCAGACUGCAUGUUUACCUGAUCCCACAUGAUCAUGGUCUACAACAGAGAGUGGACAAAAAGAAGGAGAAAAAAGGAUACAAAAGAAUCGAAAAGCCACGCCCAGACAAGUACCUGAAAAUGCAGCAGGGUUUCAACCUCGCAGCAGACACAAACAUGGAAAUAACCCUCAGAUACGAUAGCCAAGAGCCAAAUUUCUAUGAAGUGAACAUUGAAAAUCCAGACACAAACUUCCAGCUUACACUCUCACCCCUUAACAAAAAGAAGAAGGGUAAACCACCAGUAUGGAAAUGUGAAAUUCAAAAAGUUGACUAUCAAGACUCUGCUGAUUCAGAAGAGACAUGUGGACAAUCCCACAUACAUGGUCUAAGUGACAAGAAACCCCCUCUGGAUGGCCGCCUAGCUGCACUGCUGGAGAAGGCAGCCACAGUCACAACGGAUAUAGAUAGGAUUUUGAUUAUGCUGCAAGAUUUGAAUCAACAAGAGUUCAAAGCAUUCAUAUGGAAACUGGAGAACAGUGACAUCGGGGAGGGCCGUGAACGCAUCCCAAGCAGCAAACUGGAGAACAGUGACAUGUUUGACCUGGUGAAUCAGAUGUGGAAGACCUACAUCCAGCAGUCUGUGGAGGUGACCAUGAAGGUUUUAAAGCAAAUAGACAGGAAUGAUCUGGUGCAGAUAUUGUCAGUCACCAGCUCAGGAUCCAAAGGGAAACUCUGUGGAUGAACAGCUGUCUGCACGGAUCCAGAAAGUGUCUGACUCUACACACAGCUUUCAUUCAAUGCAUACAUGGUUGAAAAUCCUUCUUGCAACUUGAGCUGAUAAAUUCUGAUUUAAAAAAAAAAUUCAUUCAAUUUUUUAUGGUGACAAACCAGUCACAGAACUGAGGCUGAAUUCAGGUGUGUAUCUUAAGCAACUACACUUAAAUACCUAAUACUUAAUUUUCUUCAAUAAUGUAACCGUAUUGCGAUUUCUAGCACAGAGGAACACAAGAGGAAAUGUACGUUUUUUAUUCAUGUCAGUCAAACUGAAUAUUGCAAGUUUUUAAAACAACUUUUAAAAUGAUUGUAACUAUUUUUAACAGGGUUCGUACGGGUGCUUUAAAUCCUUGAAAAUGCUUGAAUUCUGAUGUUGUGUUUUUAAGGUUUGAAAAGUGCUUGCAUUUUGGAUAAAAUGCUUGAAAUUGUAACUGUAUUUCUUUCACAACAAAUGCCUAACUUACUGAAUGGUUUAUUUAUUAAAUGGAGAAAUAAAAUGUUGGAGAGCAUUCAAAGAAUGUUGGCUGGAAGAUGAAAAAUACAAAUUAUGGAUUAAACAGGGACAAA